AUGUCGCGCAGAUCAAGUCGUAAGACAGAAAAUCUAUCUCUGGAUCCCGAAUCAUUAACCACUCGAUCUGCAAUUCCCAAAAGAGGUCGCAAGGUCGUGAAGGUUGAGACAACAGAAGUGGCUGCACAAGUCGCGAAAUCUUCCACCAAGACCACGAAGAGGACCGUGAAGGCAGAAAUACACUCGGACGAGGAAGCGGAACAAGAAGCACCAUCGCCGACAAAGAUCAAAACGACCAAAGUAAAGGCAGAAACCGUGGUAGAGGAGAAAGUGACCAAACCAAAGAAAGUAGUAAAACGCAAAGUCAAGGACGAGUACGACGAGAACGAAGACCCGGAAGAUAACAAGUCGAAGAAGAAACGCAAGACAAAGGAGGAGAAAGAAGCCGAGGCUAUGCCUCUUGCCACUCGUACAGCAGUUGGAGGCCUAAAGUCGGCAAUGCACAUCGGUGCCCACGUCUCUGCUGCAGGAGGUGUUCAGAACUCGAUAAAUAAUGCUCUCCAUAUUGGUGGCAAUUCCUUUGCCUUGUUCCUCAAAUCCCAACGAAAGUGGACCAGUCCUCCCCUCGCACCAGAAGCUAGAGACCAAUUCAAGGCAUUCUGCCUUGAACACAAGUUCGAUGCUGCGAAGCAUGUCCUCCCCCACGGGUCAUACCUCGUAAAUCUUGCUCAGCCAGAUCCUGAGAAAGCCACGCAGGCGUACAACUGCUUCUUGGACGACCUACAACGGUGUGAAGCCCUGGGAAUCAAGCUGUACAACUUUCACCCCGGCUCUACUGGCAAGCACCCGCGACUAGAAGCAAUUGCUCGUAUAGCCGCUCAGCUGAACAAAGCACACAAGGCAACCAGUUCAGUGAUUACCGUUUUGGAGAAUAUGGCUGGUAGUGGCAAUGUGAUCGGCGCUACAUGGGAGGAUCUUCGGGAUAUUAUUGCUCUUGUCGAUGACAAAAGUCGUGUCGGUGUAUGCAUUGACACCUGUCAUACUUUUGCAGCUGGGUAUGACCUACGAUCACCCGAUGCUUUCAAGAAGACUAUGGACAGCUUCUCAGAAACCGUUGGGAUGUCAUACCUGAAGGCUCUCCAUCUAAACGAUAGCAAGACGCCGCUAUCCUCCAACCGGGACCUACACGCAAAUAUUGGCACUGGUUUCCUUGGACUGCGAGCCUUUCAUAAUGUGGUCAAUUUCGCCCCAUUCCAAGAUCUCCCGAUGGUCCUGGAGACUCCCAUUGAAAAGAAGGGUGCUGAUGGGAAAGCUGUGGAAGAUAAGGGAGUUUGGGCUACGGAAAUCAAACUUCUCGAGGGCCUCAUUGGGGCUGAUCCUGAUACGAAGGAGUUCAAGGAAGAAGAGCAACGGCUUCAAGAUCUCGGAGCUGAGGAGCGGAAGAAAUAUCAGGGACAGGUUGACAAGAAGCAACAGAAAACUCUGGAUUCAAUGUUCAAAAAGGCACCUGCAAAAAAGAAAAAGGCUAAGAAGGAGGAAGACGAAGACGUGUCGGAUGACAGCGAAGGUACAUGUAGCCACUAG
Messenger RNA from Cadophora gregata, 1524 nucleotides. RefSeq lists its product as uncharacterized. Gene Ontology annotation, cellular component: mitochondrion; nucleus. The transcript is spliced from 2 exons. The record is from RefSeq and is a predicted model, not a curated record. Gene Ontology annotation, biological process: base-excision repair. NCBI's taxonomy places the organism in Eukaryota, Fungi, Ascomycota, Leotiomycetes, Helotiales, Ploettnerulaceae. Bases 1 to 1524 code for a protein of 507 amino acids. Gene Ontology annotation, molecular function: DNA binding; zinc ion binding; phosphoric diester hydrolase activity.